Molecule: messenger RNA, 1521 nt
Organism: Stomoxys calcitrans (stable fly)
Lineage: Eukaryota; Metazoa; Arthropoda; Insecta; Diptera; Muscidae
Product: protein nutcracker
Exons: 2
Coding region: 428-1417 (329 amino acids)
Molecular function (GO): protein binding
Source: RefSeq, a predicted model, not a curated record
GUCAUGAUUUUUUGCAAAUCUUGUUGAUUCGAGUUGUUUUGUUAGUAAAUGAUAUUAGUUUUUUUUGUAUUAGAAAUUUGUGUGUGUUAAAAUUAUUCUAUUUUGUCUUUGUAAAUGAUUGUCGUAAAAUUAAGAAAAGUAAAGAGGCGGGAUAAUGGAAUAAAUUAGAAAAGAAGUUGAAAAGAUUUUCGCACAAAAGAAUAAACGCAACAAAGUGAGUGGUGUGCAAAACUACAGCCAGCAAUCAACAACAACAAAACAAAAAACACCGACCGACUUAAGAACAAAAAAAAAAAGAAAAUAACAAAUGAUGUGAUAUAAAAAAGUGUCUUGUAAUUAUAAAAAAGAAAAAAAACAACAAAAGAAGAAACGAAAUAGAAAUUUGAUCUCUGUUUUAUUAAAAAGGUUGCUAAAGUUCUGUGUCAAAAUGUCAAAUUCUUCUGCUAUCGGUGAAUCCUUGGAUCCAAAAUCCACGGAAACACUAGAUUCUGAAAAUAUCCCCACCGCAGCGGCAAGCAAUACAGACACCACCAAAAACCAAGAAGAGGACGUAAUGGCUACCCCAGAAAACGUCAAAAACUCCAGCAACGUUCAUAAAAGAUACUGUGCCGAUAUGUCCUUGACAGAAGUAAAGAAUCUCGAUUGCCUUUUGGUGGCGGAUACUUGUAUGGAGUGUGUAUGCCAGCCAUUGGAAAAUCUACUACAACACUUGGAAGGCUCAAAACCCAGCCAGGCAGAAUUAAUCUUCAUACUGGUUUACGCUGUGGCAUUAGAAUCUGGAUUUGUGAGCCUCAAAACCUUGCAAAGCAAUAAAAGUAUGAUAAAAUACUUGCCUGCCACCUCUUCAUAUCAUUCCAAAAAUGUAUUAUGCCUAAGUUUAUUACCGCCACUUUAUAUAAAGUCAGAAGGUUUGGAAAGAUUUUCUCUGAAACUGCGCUCGUUAAUCGAUGUGGAGAUGCAAACGGAAGAAGAUGUAUUUUCACUACUUGUUGGAUUUGUUUGUGGAGAUUAUAUAAUCCUGACCCUCUCGCCAUCGAAUUCAACCGGAGCCAAUGGAUUUAGUGUGGCCCUACCCAUAGGUCGUUAUGUGUUGUCCAUGCAUUCGAAAAACAAGCCAGUGUUCCAACGUUUUCGCAAGCUGCAUGAACUUUCAUUGGUGUUGCGUGACAAACUCUUCACACCCAUGCGCAACCAACAUUUAUGCAGACUGGAAGCUGUUAUAUAUCCUUCGCUGAAUGGUAUGCCACCAGAACUCUAUGACAAUAUACUGAAAUACCUGAGCUAUAAUCAAUUGAAGAUUUUGGCCAACGUCAACAAAACAUUGUACAAUACGACUGUGUGCAGCAAGCACAUGUUGAAAUACCUGCAGCAGAGUACCAGCCCAAGAGCAAUAGCUUCAAGAAGUCACUGCAGAUAGUUAGAGUCAGAAGCCAAUGGACAACAGGAAAUAGGUUUUUAAAUUUUGGCUUAUGUUAAAAUAUUCGAAUAUAUAAAAUAAAUCUCUCACUAUGGCUCGGUAAA